UUUUCAAGAAGCUCUUUUUCUCCUUCAAACUUCAACAUAAACACUCACUCCCUUACUGAGUGUUGUGUGUGAGAAAGAGUGAUGUCAAGCCGACGAUCUGCAAGAGCUUCGAGAUUCACCGAAGACGAGAUCAACCACCUCAUCUUCAGACUACAUGCAUCCUUGCAACAUCACUCAAACUCAACAUGUAAUAAAAAGAGAUCGGCAGCGAAGAUUUUGAAAAGGACAUGCAAUUACAUAAAGAAACUGCAGAGGGAGGUGGAUGAUCUAAGUGAUCAACUUUCUCAAUGUUUGGCCUCUGGAGAUAUCAAUGCAGCUGAUGCAGACAUCAUUACUAGACUUCUACGGCUUUAAUAAUUUUCUAUAUUACAAAACAUAUUCAUAUAUGGACUUGUAUUCUUAAUGCUAGAGUAUUUUUGAAGAAGCAAUUUGUAAUACAAGAUCCUGGAGUGUGUGGUGCUAUAUUUUUCGAGAACAAAGAUUAAUGUUGUUGAGGUUUAAUGGAUGUACUCAUGUAAUAUUUCAUGUUGAUAUAUAGAAUAAAGAUAA
Salvia splendens (bonfire salvia) is the source of this 549-nucleotide messenger RNA. Its product is annotated as transcription factor ILI5. Gene Ontology annotation, molecular function: protein dimerization activity. Bases 82 to 354 code for a protein of 90 amino acids. The transcript has 2 exons. Lineage: Eukaryota; Viridiplantae; Streptophyta; Magnoliopsida; Lamiales; Lamiaceae. The record is from RefSeq and is a predicted model, not a curated record.